Camelina sativa (false flax) is the source of this 476-nucleotide messenger RNA. RefSeq lists its product as uncharacterized. The record is from RefSeq and is a predicted model, not a curated record. Lineage: Eukaryota; Viridiplantae; Streptophyta; Magnoliopsida; Brassicales; Brassicaceae.
AAACCAGAGAUAUUUCUUUGUCUUUUUUGGGAUUAAGGAAGCUAAUAUCUGUUGUCUUUUCGAGUUUCAGGUCUAGCCCUAACCCUAAAAUUCAGCCAUGUCGUCCAAGCAAGGAGGGAAAUUGAAGCCCUUGAAGCAGCCCAAGUCUGGUAAGAAGGAGUACGAUGAGCACGAUAUGGAGUUAAUGCAGAAAAAGAAGGAUGAAGAGAAGGCGCUUAAAGAACUCAGGGCCAAGGCUUCACAAAAAGGAUCAUUUGGAGGCACAGGACUUAAGAAGAGUGGAAAGAAAUAAGACUAGUCUGCCUCGAAAUGUAAAUCUCAUACUGUAUCUCCUAUUCCUAUAUAUGCUUGUCAUUGUACCAUGGCUAGUUAUAUACUAAUCACUAAAAUCAUAUAAAUCUAGGAUUUGCACAUUCUUCAAAAUUCUGCAACUUUCAUUAGGGUUUUAAGUUGUUCCAAGCUUCGAUCAAACACAA